CAAUUGCAGUCUGUCUGUCGCCUUGAGAAGGUCGAGUCGAUUGUGUCUUGUAACGGUACUACACUUACCCGCAAUACUAUAUCGUGUACGUGUUCGAUUCUUCAUCAUCCCUUACGUGAGCCAAAAGGAAUACAAAAAUAUCUAUCCACCCUGCCGUUGUUCCUAUGCAUGUUUUAUAUUAAAAUAAGUCGUACCUUUAAUGUAGAAUUAGAUAUAGGCUACGCACCUCGUGCAUAAAUUUAUACUACGCGUGUUUGUUGUUAUUGUGGAAAGUGAGACGAGAAAGGGCACCGUCACCAACACCGCCACUGUCACCGCUACUGUUGCUGUAGCUGUGGUUUAUUUUAAAUUCAUCGUUACCUUUUAUUUUUACCGGUGAGUUACGUCUUUUUGUGGACACUUUUCAGUGUGGUUUCAGUUCGGUUUACGGGGGCCAACGGCCAAGGUGAGGUUUUUGUUUUCGAUAGUGCAAACGCGGACGGUCGUUCAACGGAUUGGCGGCGGCGGCGGUACGGCGCAGCGUGAAUGAAUGAAUCACAAUCAUAAUUAUUGUUAUCCUUACCCCGCAAGGUAAAAAAAGAGUGAAAAAUAGUGCUCGGCGUAGCGGUCGGCUCUGCCUUGGUUUUGGUUGUUUUGUUGUGCCUGUGCCAUCGUCUUUUCGUUCUUCUUAUAUUUAUUUUCUCCCUCACGACUCGAGUCGAGACUUCUUUCACCUUUUUUCUGUUUCAUUCAUUUUGUUAUCACGAGUUUGUGAAAAGUUUCACAUUUUGAUUACGAAAAUAGUGUGAAGGGCAGUUUGCAAAAAAAUAAUAAAAAGUGCAGCAACAAACACACAUUCACAAUCCGCUUGGUGUAUUGGUUUUGAGGAAGGGAAGAGGAAGCCGUGGGGACGGACGGCACUGAAUACAACAAAAGUGGCAACAAGAAAAUAAUUUAAAAAAAUAAACAGCAAAAUGUCAGCACUCAGCAGCCGUCAUCAAAAGAUGGAACAACAGAGACAACUGAUGGAAGCAUUAAUCCGACAGAAACGUGCCUCUCCUGGCAUGGUACAAGCUAGUGAUUUGCAAAUAAUGCGCCCCAUGUCCGGAAUGAGGAACAGCAAUAGCCGAGAAAUGCAUGCCUACGAUGGACCAAUGCAAUUCAUGAGUUCACCACAGAAUCCCGAUCAAAUAUUGACAGCAAAUUCGAAUUCGAUGCGAACAAAUUCAUCGUCCAAUCGCCAUGAAGACCUAAUAGAGGAAAUCUCGUCACACGAAAUAGAGGACGAGGAAAGUAGCCCGAUUGAUGCAAUCACAGUUUCCAAAUCCAACAUUGACACCUCGGAUGACUAUGUAAAUCGAAAUGUUGCCGGUGCGGCUCCCAUCACGCCAUCUACUGGCGGUGAUGGUGGCAAGGGUGCCCAAAAUAUAUCCAAUGAGCCUGAAGGUGAUGUUGUGGGACAGAUUGAUCAUUUUGUCAUGCAACCAGCGCCACAGGGUGUUCUAUUUAAAUGUCGCAUAACGAGGGAUCGCAAAGGCAUGGACAGAGGUCUAUUUCCAAUUUAUUAUCUUCAUUUGGAGAGAGACUAUGGCAAGAAGAUAUUUUUACUUGGAGGGCGUAAACGGAAAAAGAGUAAAACAUCAAAUUAUAUUAUAAGUUGUGAUCCGACAGAUCUAUCAAGACAAGCUGAUGGCUUUUGCGGGAAACUACGUUCAAAUGUAUUUGGAACUUCUUUUUCGGUAUUUGAUAGAGGCAACAAAGAUGACCCAGAGAGCCCAAGACUAGAUUUAGCAGCCAUAAUCUAUGACACUAACAUAUUAGGUUUCAAAGGUCCUCGUAAUAUGACUGUGCUCCUCCCUGGAAUGACAGAAGAGGAUUUACGUGUCAAAAUUAGUUCGACUGAUCCCCGUCAACAAGGCUUAUUAGAUAGUUGGAAAUCAAAGAACAUGGACAACAUAGUCGAACUGCAUAAUAAAACACCCGUCUGGAAUGACGAAACUCAAUCCUAUGUGCUGAAUUUUCAUGGUCGUGUUACUCAAGCAUCGGUCAAAAAUUUUCAACUUGUACACGACUCUGAUCCUGAUUAUAUAGUUAUGCAAUUUGGACGAACUUCAGAGGAUGUAUUCACAAUGGACUAUCGAUAUCCCUUAUGUGCAUUGCAAGCCUUUGCAAUUGCUCUAAGUAGUUUUGAUGGGAAAAUUGCUUGUGAAUAAGGAAAACUUAAUCAUCGUCUGAUGAUUUUCUACAUAUUUUCUUUUUAUAUGUAAUUCAGCUAGAAAAUUGAAAAUCAAAAAAUAAUAAUUAUGAAUAUAAAUAAUAAAAAAAUAUUUUAUAUCAAUUGAAUAAAAUAUUCAAAUUAAUAAUUUGUAAUUUGCAUAAAUGAUCAAAAUUUUGUAUUUUUGUCUGAGAAAAUAAAAAUUAUAUAAAUGUAUAUUUAAUGUUAGUUAAUGCUAAAUAAUAAAUUAUAAUACUAUUUUGAGAACAAGAAAAAAUAACAAAGUAAAUGGAUGCCUUAAUUUAAAAAAUAAAUGGGUUUAUUAAAAAAAAAAGAAAAAUUAACCUAGUAUAUUAAGUCACUAUUGCAAAACCACACAAAAUUUAUUUAAAUUUUAUUUUAGACUUAAGAAUAUUGUAAAUAUUAACCAGUUUCUUUUUAUUUUAUUUUAAUUGUAUAUUAAUAUUAUUUUUCUAGUCAUUUUUAAAUAAAUAUUUUGUUUUAUAGAAUAAGUUACUUCUUAGACAUUGCUAUGAUCGAUGCCGUGAAAAAACGUUCAAUCUUGUUUCUUAUUUGGCUACAUUACUAUUUUUGUUUACAAAAUUUUAGAAUGUUUUCAGUAUUUAAAAUUCCUUUCUUAAAAUAAAUUUAAUACAACAUAUAUUUUAUUUAAUAUCAUCUUGGUAGUGAAGUUAUCAUACUAAAAAUCAUACAUAUUUAGUUCAACUUUAAAAUGGUCGUCAGAUGCUGGUUUUUAAAAUAGUAAAUUUUGUAUUCUAAACCUUAAUCAGGUUGUAUAUUACUUAUUUAAAUUGUUGAGCUGUAAUUUUCGAGUAAAAAUUUUUCGUAAAAUCAAAAAAACUGCCUAAGAAAACACCUUUCUCAAAUAUUUAAUUUAUUAAUAAAUCUAAAAAAAUAAAAUUAUUCACGGCAUCGCUAAUUACUCCGCUUAAUUUAUCACGUGUUUAAUAUUAAUUUGUAAUACAUUUUUAUUUAUUGUAAAAACAAAGUUCGCUUAUUACUUUGUAUGUAAUUAUUAUUUAUUAAAACAUUUUGUACAAUUACAUUCUUAAAAAUUCAUCGAAAGGUAUUCUUAUACACGCACAAAUGUUUGUUUAUAUUUAUUUUAUAAAUUUAAGAAAAAAUCAUUGCUCAAACUUUGUUUAUAUUCUAUAAUUUAUGUCACGUGUGAUUUUCACUUUUUUGUACUUAAAUACUUUCAAUCUAAUAUAAGUUUAAUAUUAAUUUAUGAAAUUGAUUUUCAUAAAAAAACAACAACAAACAAAUUAAAAAAAAGAAAACAAUGUUUUUUUUUUCUAAUUUAAGAAAGAAAUUAAAAAAAUCAUGUAUUUGCAAAAUGCUCAAACAUUUUUAUUUACUUAAAAUGUAUUUAAAAAAAUCGAAUGAAAACUCAUUAUACAUUUUACACAAUAUUUUGGUUAUUAUAAUAGGGUAAAUUUACCUUUGUAUUACAAUAAAAAACAAAUCAAAAUUCAUCGUGAAUAUUAAAGUGGUAAAAAUUAAA
Molecule: messenger RNA, 3719 nt
Organism: Eupeodes corollae
Lineage: Eukaryota; Metazoa; Arthropoda; Insecta; Diptera; Syrphidae
Gene: ktub
Product: protein king tubby
Exons: 6
Coding region: 954-2192 (412 amino acids)
Biological process (GO): protein localization to cilium
Cellular component (GO): cilium
Source: RefSeq, a predicted model, not a curated record